GCGCAGCGUCGCUGCCAUCCCGGAAGCGCUGGGCUGAGUUCGCGCCACGUCUCUCCCGGCGGCCCCUCCCCGUCUCCGCAGUCCCUGCGUCCCAGCCGGGGCUCCGAGGACCAGACCCAGAGCAUCAUGGGCAGCGAGGCCCCUCGCGCUUCAUCCUUCCAGAUGCUGCUGCUGCUGUUGUUGCUCCUGCUCCGGGCCGAGCGACUGCGGGGCGCCGAGCUCACCUUCGAGCUGCCGGACAACGCCAAGCAGUGUUUCCACGAAGAGGUGGAGCAGGGCGUGAAGUUCUCUCUGGAUUACCAGGUUAUCACUGGAGGCCACUACGAUGUGGACUGCUAUGUGCAGGACCCUGUGGGGAACGUCAUCUACCGGGAGACCAAGAAGCAGUACGACAGCUUCACACACAGGACGGAGGUCAAGGGCGUUUAUCAGUUUUGCUUCAGUAAUGAAUUUUCCACCUUCUCACACAAGACCGUCUACUUUGACUUCCAAGUGGGUGACGAGCCCCCCAUUCUCCCAGACAUGGGGAAUAGGGUCACAGCUCUCACUCAGAUGGAAUCUGCCUGCGUCACUAUUCACGAGGCUCUGAAGACUGUGAUCGACUCCCAGACACAUUACCGCCUGCGAGAGGCCCAGGACCGAGCCCGAGCUGAAGACCUUAAUAGUCGGGUGUCUUACUGGUCUGUCGGAGAGACUAUUGCCCUGUUUGUGGUCAGCUUCAGCCAGGUGCUACUGCUGAAAAGCUUCUUCACAGAGAAACGACCCGUUAACAGAGCUGUCCACUCCUAGCCACGCCGGACCACACCACAGCCCCUUGCACCCUCGGGUCUCCAGUUCCUGCAGGGAUGGGGGUGUGACCCAGGGUGAAGGGAGAGUUGCAGGGAGAACAAAGGCCACACUUUGUUGUUAGUGCACAUAUCUGAUCCUUGUACUCCAGCAACUGAAACUCACAGAUACCGGUAAUCUGGAGCAUCUAAUUGUAUUGUGUGUGCAACAUUGACCAAAAAUGUUUACGGGUCAGCCUAGGGAUUGGCCACUGUUGGGAGGCUCAGUGAUCCAGCAGCCAAGCUGUGGGAGAACUCUAAGUACCUGGGUCUCCAGGGCACCUUAAGGUUCUGCCACUGCUCCAUGAUAAUGGGUCAUUAGAUUGUUGUGCCCUCUUUCAUCUGGACAUCAAGAACUCAGUUUUUGUCUUUCUUCCCAUAGGCCUCUCUGUACCUUAGGAUAUCAGGUCUAAUCUGGAGGCAGUAGGGUCAGCUGUACAACCAGGACCCAAAUGGAGAGUGAGUGUCCUUGGUGAUCUCUAGCUCCUGGAGGCAGAACUGUGCUAAUAAAUCCAAGUUUGAGCACUCUGGAA
This is a messenger RNA of Arvicola amphibius (Eurasian water vole), 1357 nucleotides long. It is a transcript of the gene Tmed3, whose product is annotated as transmembrane p24 trafficking protein 3. The record is from RefSeq and is a predicted model, not a curated record. Gene Ontology annotation, cellular component: COPI vesicle coat; COPII-coated ER to Golgi transport vesicle; Golgi apparatus. NCBI's taxonomy places the organism in Eukaryota, Metazoa, Chordata, Mammalia, Rodentia, Cricetidae. Gene Ontology annotation, biological process: Golgi organization; endoplasmic reticulum to Golgi vesicle-mediated transport; intracellular protein transport. The transcript has 3 exons. Bases 127 to 789 code for a protein of 220 amino acids.